AUGGUUUCUAACAUCAUCACGAUCUUGGCAUUCGCCUCUGCUGUUGCAGCACAUCCCCAACGUCAUAGACCAUGGCAACAUUGGGGAACAGACAGACUAUCUGCUGCUGCUGCUGGCCCCACAGCUCCUGCAUCCCCAAGCAAUGGAACAAACUUUGGCGGUGCUCCAGUUGAUGCACCGUCAGCAACAAAUGUCAGAACUAUCACCGUAAACCCAGUUCCUGUCGAAUCGUCAGGUACCGGCUCGGGCAACGACUUCUCCAGUGUUUCUGUGCCCAUUGCUGCCGCUGCUGGUGAAGGAGACUCUUCAACCUGCAUAACAUCAACCCUGACAUCCACUACUGUCGAAGUCGUCACAUUCACCGCACAACUCGCUCCACAACAGACUGCACCUUCCAAUGAAGGCAAUGGGGUCGGACAACUUGCUCCGGAAACUUCAGUCAGCCUGGAGGCUUCUUCUGUUGCAGCUGGUGCUUUCUAUAAUCGACCGACCUGGGGUGGUGAGAACACCUAUUCCUAUGGAGGUGUUCCCUCUUCUGCUCCAGCAGUUAUCCAAACAACCUUUGCUACUGCUGUCAGCUCGGCUCCUCCAGCAGUUGGAUCCUCCGCUGCUCCAAUUUCAAGCUCAGUCCCCAGCACAGGUGGCGGAGGUGGUGGCGCACCAAGUGGUGGCAAGAAGGGCUUGUCUUAUAAUGAUGCGUCCUUGACCAACGCCUUUGCUGGAAAGGGUAUCAGCUGGGUCUAUAACUGGGCUCCUGCUCCCGGCGGCGCUAUUGUCUCUGGUGCCGAGUUCGUACCAAUGUUAUGGGGACAAGACGGUGUAGGCGCAUGGCCUGCAGCCGCAGCAGCGGCGAUCGCCAGCGGUUCCAAGCAUGUUCUCUCCUUCAACGAGCCUGAUCAUGCAGAACAGGCAAAUAUGGAUCCCGAAAGUGCAGCCCAGUCUCACAUUGCAAACAUGAAUCCACUCGCUGGCCAGGUCGCCAUUGGCUCGCCCGCUGUUACUAACGGCGCUGGAACUAACCCUCUAAUGGGUAUUGACUGGCUCAGAGCAUGGUUUGAAGCUUGUAACGGUCAAUGCAAGGUUGACUUCGUCGCAUUCCACUGGUACGACUCCGCAAGCAACAUGGCUUAUUUCAAGCAGCACGUGCAAGACGUGAUCACCCUUGCUGCAGAGAACGGCGUGAGCAAGGUAUGGUUGACAGAGUACGGCGCCACGGGAUCCGACAGCGACGUUGCAUCUUUCAUCUCCGAGUCCGUCAGCUUUCUCGAGAGUACGUCUGCUGUCGAGGCAUAUGCCUACUUUAUGACCAGUAAUGGCAUUCUAGUGAACGGCAACUCGCUCUCGUCGCUAGGUACGGCAUAUGCUUCCUAA
This is a messenger RNA of Exophiala aquamarina CBS 119918, 1371 nucleotides long. RefSeq lists its product as uncharacterized. The coding region runs from base 1 to 1371 and encodes 456 amino acids. NCBI's taxonomy places the organism in Eukaryota, Fungi, Ascomycota, Eurotiomycetes, Chaetothyriales, Herpotrichiellaceae. Gene Ontology annotation, biological process: fungal-type cell wall polysaccharide metabolic process. Gene Ontology annotation, cellular component: fungal-type cell wall. The record is from RefSeq and is a predicted model, not a curated record. The transcript has a single exon.